AUCCAGGUUCGAAUAGAAGUAAACACAAUGGAACACGGGUACGAGCUAAGGCAGUUCUGUGGCGGAGAAGUGAGGGCGGCGGAGAGGUACUACCAGCACCAACCACAUGAGCGUGACUGGGAUGGAGGCAUCGACAACGAAGGUCUGGAUAUCAGCCAACUGGAGAGCUACAUCAACGAUGACAACAACGACACCAUGUACUUCGGUGACCUGCAGGGUGUUGGGAGACAAAUCUCGGAAACGCCCAGGGAGUCUCCAUCCCGCCUCCUGCACCACCACCACCAUCACCACCACACCGCCCUGCACCACCACAACUCCAGCACCCAGGACCUCGUGACCCACCCUGCCCUUAGUUCUAGUGGCACGUCUCCUUCGAGCAUGACCUACGGCCUCCCUGGCUCCGCUCCCGCCAAUGGGGACGCAGAGGGCAUGGCCGUGAUGGGACCGAAGGGCGGAGCUUCCUUGCCCAUUGGUUACUCCAAUCCUUACCACAGAUACAGUUCUUCCUACGGUAGCUAUCGACACCACCUGCCGGACAGCCCGCCGGAUUCAGGGUCCGAGCCCCCCUACUCCCCCCCUGACCAGCCCAAUCUUUCCCCUCACCAGAAGGCGGCGGGCGUGGCCGACAUGUACACGAGCCCGGCCGGCGGCAACGGGGAGACCAUGAUGUCCUUCCCGUACCAGAUCCUGCAGGCGCCCCAGGCCCUCCCGCACCAGCCCAACCCCGCCCACGCGCCCCUCCAGACCCAUCCCUCCACGAACCUCGGCUAUCAGCAGCAGCAGCAGAUGCUCAUGGGCGGCUCGAACCUGUCGGGUUCAGGCGGGAUCUCCCCUUCGGCGCCGUCGGUGUACGGGUCGCAGGGUGGCAUCGCGCAGGGGCCGUCCUCGGGCGGGGGGGCGGGCGGCGUGGCUCCAGGCGCGGGCGGCAAGAAGCGCAAGAUGAAUGACACGGGCGGCCUGUCCUCCAUGGUCAACAUCAAGCAAGAGCCAGACCAAGUAGGAGUUACCAGCCACCUGGGUCCUAACGUGGCCGUCACCUCCUACACUGAGGAGGAUGAGUACACCAUGGACUCCUCCGGCGGGCCCUUCCUUGAUGGGUCCUACCAGUGCAUCCGGUUCCAGAACUUCCAGCAGCAUUCCUGGAGCCUCAUGUGUGAUGCCGGACUCAAAGAAAUACCGCUGACGACAUUCCGGGUGGAUGCUGACAAAGGUUUCAACUUCUCCAACCCGGACGAAGCUUUCGUUUGCCAGAAGAAAAAUCACUUCCAAGUUACCGUCCACGUCCAGGUUUCUGGUGGAGAACCCGUUUUCGUCAAGAGCCCCGACGGCUUGCAGAAGAUCGACCAAUUCUUCGUCCACUUCUUCGGCGUCAAGACCGAAUCCCCUUCUCAGAGUAUCCGCGUUGAGCAGAGCCAGAGCGACCGCAGCAAAAAGGCCUUCCAUCCUGUCCCCGUGGACCUCAAGCAAGAUCACAUGAGCAAGAUCACGGUAGGGCGCCUCCACUUCUCCGAGACCACGAGCAACAACAUGAGAAAGAAAGGCAAGCCAAACCCCGACCAGCGCUAUUUCUACCUGGUGGUGGCGCUGAAGGCCCACUGCGGGGACAACGCCUACAUCAUCGCCGCGCAUGCGUCCGAGAAGAUCAUCGUCAGGGCCUCCAACCCCGGGCAAUUCGAGAGCGACGUGGAAUACACCUUCCAGCGCGGGACGUUGCCAGAAUCCAUCUACCACAUGGGGCGCGUGGGCGUUAACACGGAUCGACCUGACGAAGCCCUGGUCAUACACGGAAACCUCAAGAUCACCGGCCAAUUUCUUCAACCUUCUGACAAACGAGCCAAGAAGGAUGUAGCUGAGGUGGACACGAAGGAGCAGCUGAAGAACGUGCAGAACCUCCGCGUGGUGAAGUACGCCUACAAGGAGGAGUUCGCGGAGCAGGUCGGGAUGAGAGGGGACGACGUGUACGAUACGGGCGUGAUUGCGCAGGAGGUGAAAGAGGUCAUACCCGACGCCGUAAAAACAACGGGUGACGUCACACUUUCCAACGGCGAGAAGAUCGACAACUUUCUCUUGGUCAAUAAGGAACGGAUCUUCAUGGAAAACGUCGGCGCCGUGAAAGAGCUGUGCAAAGUGACCGGCAACCUGGAGAACCGCAUCGGCGAACUCGAGAGAAUGAACCAGAAGAUCUCGCAACUCAGGCGGUUCGAAUCGUUCAAGUCGACCACCUCCUCCAUCUCCACGCGAACCUCUGCUACCUCGCGCGUGUCCUCUGUGAGUCAGCGGGGACGAGGUUGCUCCCGGCGGCGGCACAAGCACCUAGGAGGCGGCCAUGACGACGGGUUCUGCAACAACAAGUCCUUGCAGGUCACCACAAUCACCCUCGUGUGCAUUAUGGCUUUGUGUCUAAUGGCCAUGGCGACGAUCUUCAUCCUCGACUACCAAGACCGCCGGAAGAACGCGACCCCCGUCCCGACCCCCACGACCACGGCUACGACCAUAUUCCUGUCAUCCUCCAUGAUAACGCCAACGUUCCGGCCUCCCUCCACGACGAGGACGACUUCGACAGACGACGGGUCCCUCACCUCCACCUGGUUCACGACGAAGCCUUUCACGACGACCACCACGAGGAUGCCGGUCUACCCGCUGCCGCCCGUCAUCGGCAAACCGGAUGGAUGUUACGACGACGGGCCGACGUGCCAGGUGUUCUGCUGCCCCGUGGAGGAGCCGAUGCUUGGUCCGAGCCCCACGACAGCUGCUGCCGCCAUCACCAUCACGCGACGACGCCCGCAUGGCACAACGACGGUUUUGCCCACCAUGUCUCGGUACAGCGAACUCAUCACAAUACUUUCACCAGCGACCCCAACACCGUUAACGAUUCUACUACACAGGCAGAGACACAACGACUCAAACCUGUUCCAAGCAAGAAGUCUGCCUCCAUGGACCAGUACUCCAGGCAUUCCCGGUAUCAAGCACGCAUGAUGAGUCGCCCAACCAACUUCCGUAGCAUCAAGCAGACCCUCAGCAAGCGUUCCAUCCACACCAAGAGAUCCACCGCAAGCACCAGGGACCAUUUCAAGCCGCAGACAAGGGUAAACAUACAGAUCCCCUCCGUUAUGAUCGUCGAGUUAAACACAAGCAUUAACCACCUGUACUGCUUCAAUUCCUCCGAGUUCUACCAGGAUUGCUUGAUGAACAACGCCACCAAUUACACGUACAUGCUCCCCAUUUCCAGGUUCAUGCCACACACCAACCUCACGUUACAGUUCAGCUUCAUGAUGGGGGCGACACCCAGACGGCCCUUCUUCUGCGGGAAUUCGAGCGACAGCAUCCCCAGCUUUCCCUCCGAACAGUGCUCGGAUUCUGGCGGUCUGCUGUCGCCCAACGAGGUCGUCGAGGGCGUUGGCGACGGGGCCUCGGGUUCCUACUACGUCACGCUGAAGAACGUCGGCAUGUGGCACCAAG
This is a messenger RNA of Penaeus vannamei (Pacific white shrimp), 3459 nucleotides long. Its product is annotated as myelin regulatory factor-like protein. Gene Ontology annotation, molecular function: sequence-specific DNA binding; DNA-binding transcription factor activity. Lineage: Eukaryota; Metazoa; Arthropoda; Malacostraca; Decapoda; Penaeidae. Gene Ontology annotation, cellular component: endoplasmic reticulum membrane; nucleus. Gene Ontology annotation, biological process: protein autoprocessing; positive regulation of DNA-templated transcription. The record is from RefSeq and is a predicted model, not a curated record.